Messenger RNA from Heterobilharzia americana, 345 nucleotides. Lineage: Eukaryota; Metazoa; Platyhelminthes; Trematoda; Strigeidida; Schistosomatidae. The record is from the annotation of a GenBank genome assembly.
AUGUCAUAUUACGAUUCAGAUUUACCUGGUUAUUACGAUUCAAACGGAAACUUCAGACCCUGGAUGAAUUCUAGUUAUAGUUACUUAUCGAGAAAUCCAGAAAGAAUUAGUAAUGACUUGAAUUAUGGCAAACGUAUUUAUAUCUACCGAGACUACCCAUCCACUUCUAGUUACUAUUCUAGUGGACUUGGAUCUAGCUACUACCCAUCUUCUCGUCUGCGUCGAACCCAGUCAUAUAUUGGUCUAUUUGAUAAUAGCUCACUUUAUGGAUAUUCAUACCCAUCUUCACCUUAUCGGCGUCAAACAGUGGACAUAUUCGAUGACGGCAUGUAUAGCAGAUACUAG